UUCGCCACCCACAAACACUACUCGCCAAAACCACACUCUUCCCGCUCAUGCAUGUUUCUUCGCGCUUUCAGAGCUCAAUCCCUCUCUCAUAAACCCCAUUUUCGCGCUCUUCAAUCUCUCCCUCCUCCAUUUUCAGCCGACGACGCCGUUUCCGACGUCUCAGCUCUGAUCAAGAAGCCCAAAUGGCAGAGCAACCCUCGCUUAGAAACCCUAGUUUCCCACUUGAGCCCCAAAUCAGUUUCCAGAAUCAUAGCCUCGCAAAGCGGAGAUGUCCCACUCUGCCUCACUUUCUUCAAAUGGGUAUGCAAAAAAUCGACCUAUUGCUACGAUUUAGACAGCAGAAUCCAGCUGCUGCAUAUGCUGGCGUCUGAUAAUCUGUGGGGGGUUACGCAUAAGGUGUUGGUUUUCUUGAUUAAAGAGUGUUGCACUUCGAAAGAAGACAUUUUGAAGGUAACUUAUGGUAUUGAAGAAAUGGGGAAAAUUGGGUUUAGGGUUAAUUAUCCUUGUUACAGUGUGCUUUUGAUGUGUUUGGCUAAGUUGGAUUUGGGUUUGAUUGCGUUUUCGGUGUUUAAUAGAAUGAUGGAGGAUGGUUUUGUUUUGGGUGAAAUUGAUUAUAGGAUGCUUGUGAAUGCUCUGUGUAAGAAUGGGUUUGUGCAGGCUGCUGAGAUGUUUGCUUCGACAGUUUUGAAACUCGGGUUUGCGUUGGAUGUUCAUCUCUGCACAUCUCUAGUUUUGGGUAAUUGCAGAGCUGGGGAAGUUGAUGAAGCAUUGAAGGUGUUUGAUGUAAUGUCGGGAGAGGGCGGUUGUGGUGUUAACAGUGUGACGUAUACGAUCCUUGUGCACGGUUUGUGUGAAGCGGGGAGGUUGGAAGAGGCGUGUGGCCUGAGAGAGGAGAUGAGUGAGAAGGGGUAUAGAGCUAGUGCGCGUACCUAUACUGUGUUGAUCAAAGCUAUGUGUGAUCAAGGAUUGAUGGUUCGAGCGUUUGGUUUGAUGGAUGAGAUGGCGGGGGAAGGGUGCAAGCCUAAUGUUUACACGUAUACUGUGCUUGUGGAUAUGCUGUGUAGAGAGGGAAGAAUCGAGGAGGCUAAUGGGAUGUUUAGGAAGAUGCUGAGGGAUGGAUUGAGCCCUAACAUCGUGACUUACAAUGUGCUGAUCAAUUGCUAUUGUAAGGAGGGGCAUGUGGUUUCUGCUUUCGAGCUGCUCGGGUUGAUGGAGAGAAGGCGGUGCAAGCCUAAUAUACGGACGUAUAAUGAGCUCAUGGAAGGGUUGUGUAACAUUGGGAAAUCUCACAAGGCAGUGGCUUUGUUGAGAAAGGCUAUAGACAAUGGCCUCUUUCCAAAUGAAGUAACCUUUAACAUUCUCAUUUCCGGGUUUUGUAAGGCGGGUCAGCUGAGUAUGGCUCUCAAGGUUUUGCGUACCAUGAGCUCGUCUGGGGUUGAACCUGAUCAGUUUUCUUAUACUGCAUUUGUGGACAGCCUCUGCAAGAUGGGGAGACCUGAGCGAGCAUGUGUUUUUAUAGGACUCGUUGUGAAGAAGGGUCUUCGUGUUGAUGAGGUGGCCUUAACUGCACUCAUCCAAGGCUACUGCAAGACGGGGAGGGGUAGAUACGCACUUAUGCUCCUGGAACGAAUGGUUGAGGAUCGGUGUUUGACAAGCCCUCAUGCUUUCAACAUACUUCUUGAUGUUCUUGGCAAGGAAGUUGAGCUAGUUCGAGGAAAUGCUGUGUUGGGGAAGAUGUUGAAGCAUGGUUCGGCUCCUUCUGUCGUUACUUACACGUUAUUGGUUGAUGGGUUGUGUCGAGCAGGUGAAAUGGCAGCUGCCUUGAGAAUGCUGGAGCUCAUGAAGGAGGCUGGCUGUCCUCCGAAUGUCUACACGUACACUAUAGCCAUCAACGGCCUUUGCCAGAGUCAAAAACUGGAGGACGCGGAGGAUCUUUUGGUUGAAAUGUCUAGGGCUGCAGUUUCACCAAAUGCCAUUACAUAUGCUCUGCUGAUCAAGUCGUACGUUGCAGCUGGCUGUUUGGACCGCGCUUUUGAACUUUUUCGUACAAUGUUCAAGGCGGGCCUUCGACCAGACAACCAAACAUACACCGCGUUGCUUUCUGGGAUUCUUGAUAUUGAAACUGCAGAUUCCGACGAUAGCUCCACCCACUUGCUGUUUAUGAAAAUCGGAAUCAACCACGCGUUGGAGCUCCUGCGCAGGGCCACAGAGUGCGGUGGCGACCCUUGUGGCGCAUAUGCCUUCCUGAUCACAGGCCUGAGCAGAGCCGGGCGAAUAUCAGAAGCCGGUGCUCUCAUCCAGCAAAUGGCGAGCUCAGGCCUCACCCUCAGCAGCGAUGCUUGCGACAGCGUGAUCACGUCCUUGUGCGUACGCGAUGAGUGUGCUCUUGCUGUUGCGUGGAUCAGGAGGCUUGUUGCCUAUCGCAACGCCCCGUCUCUUGGAUCAUACGGCUCUGUGAUCCUCGGGUUCCAAAAGGAGGGGAGGAUUCAAGAAGCUGAAACUCUGGUGUAUGAACUUGUGAGAGAUGCUGGUGUUGAGGAUGAGAGGGUGAUCUUGCCAUAUAUUGGUUUCUUGAUGAAGGGAGGAGAUGAGUCUUGUUAUUCUCUUCAGAUUUUGGAUUUGAUUGGACAAAUUGGGUUGAAGGAGAGGCCAAUUCUUUAGUACAGUAGUUUGGUUUAAACAAAUGUAGGGUGGGAAAAUCCAUCUCUUAAAUGGAGGUAGUAUUAGAGAUUUGUGGGAGAGAUUGGUUUGGCCCAAAUUUAUUGAAAUUAAUUUUGUUGGUUUUGGUUUUGGA
Messenger RNA from Salvia hispanica, 2794 nucleotides. RefSeq names its product Pentatricopeptide repeat (PPR) superfamily protein. Lineage: Eukaryota; Viridiplantae; Streptophyta; Magnoliopsida; Lamiales; Lamiaceae. The record is from RefSeq and is a predicted model, not a curated record. Gene Ontology annotation, molecular function: protein binding.